Drosophila navojoa is the source of this 1296-nucleotide messenger RNA. RefSeq names its product lethal of scute (gene l(1)sc). Gene Ontology annotation, cellular component: RNA polymerase II transcription regulator complex. Gene Ontology annotation, biological process: sensory organ development; regulation of neurogenesis; neuron differentiation. The record is from RefSeq and is a predicted model, not a curated record. NCBI's taxonomy places the organism in Eukaryota, Metazoa, Arthropoda, Insecta, Diptera, Drosophilidae. Gene Ontology annotation, molecular function: protein dimerization activity; RNA polymerase II transcription regulatory region sequence-specific DNA binding; DNA-binding transcription factor activity, RNA polymerase II-specific.
GAGCGAGAGCGAGAGGCAGAGGGAGAGUGAGUUAGCACCCACACGGGUGUAAGAGCAACCCCUACAGUCGCAACCCCUAUUGAUUGAGCGAGAGAGAGCGAGAGAGCGAGAUAGGACAAGCUAAGGGCAGGCCGAGAGAGCAGGCAUGAUCACUUGUGCUCGCUGGCUCUGACUGUGUGUGUGUGUGUGUGUGUGUGCCUGUGCCCUCGGGCAGGUAGCCUCAGAGAUCAGUUCAUGUUCGCGCAGUCGUCGCGCAGUCGACAGCGCUGCCGCCGGCAGCUACUUAAGGGCGAGCGUGCAGGACGAGGUUUAUCAUUGCGGAAUUUGAUUCCACACAGUCAACAACUCAGCUCAACUCCAGCAUUCGCAUACAGUUCAGGAUAAACAUGACGACCGUCUGCAGCAGCUAUUCGCACUUCCAGCUGAGCACUGGCAACAUUAUGUUGCAGCAAUUGCAACAGCAGCAACAACAGUUGCAGCAACAGCUACAGCAGCAGCAACAACAACAACAACAGCAGCAGCAGCAGCACCAACAUCAGCUGAUUGCACCCAAGCCACAGCCGCUGGGCAACAGCCAACUGCAGAAUAUGCAACAGCAAACAACACUCGGCCCGAUGCUCUCUAAGAAGAAGUAUCAAACCUUUGGCCAUCUGCCAUACGGCGUAGGAGCCGGUGGCGAGCAGCAGAUGCCAUCGGUGGCACGUCGCAAUGCCAGGGAGCGCAAUCGUGUCAAGCAGGUGAACAACGGAUUUGUCAAUUUGCGCCAGCAUUUGCCACAGACCGUGAUCAACACGCUGUCGAACGGGGGACGCGGCGCCAGCAAGAAACUCUCCAAGGUGGAUACGUUGCGCAUUGCCGUCGAAUACAUCCGUGGCCUGCAGGACAUGCUCGACGAUGGACAGCCGCGGCAUCAGCUCUUCAGCAGCAGCAGCCUCAACGACGACAUCAGCAAUGAUGGCAGCUACGAUAGUCUCGACAGCAGCAGCUCGCCGGGACCGCAGGGCAUGCAGUACGCCGGACACUCGUAUCACUCGAGCAGCUCGCCCACGCACUCCUACAGCGAUGCCUCCGAUCUAUCGGCCAGCUAUGUGAAGCAGGAGCUGCCCGAUCAGGACCAACAGCAGCAGCAGCAACAACAGCAACAGCAGCAACAGUUGCAGCAUCAAUUCAAAUUCGAAUCGUUCGACAGCUUCAGCGAUGAACAGCCCGACGAUGAGGAGCUGCUCGACUAUAUCUCCUCGUGGCAGGAACAGUGAGUGAGAUAUAGGAGCAAUCAAGAUCCAGUCAAGCCAAAAA